AUGAGGGAUCGAAUCGCCAAUGAGGAUCCCGUUAUUUGAUCCUGCUGUUGGGUGGUGGGAGUGAUUAGCACCACUGUUUUUUAGGCACCUCUUCUCAUUUGACGUUAGAAAUUUUUCUUUGGUUUUUAGGUCUUCUCUUUAGCCUUCUUUUUUUUGAAUGAUAUCUAAGGAGUGUUGUCGCCUCUAGUAACACAUCAGGACAAGGUCUGCUUUGCUGAAAAGUAUCAAGUUUGUGGUUGUCAUCCGCAAGCCAAGUAGUUGACCUUGGUUUGGUGAAGAAGUGAUUUCUAAAAAAGCAUAUAGUGAAGUCCCGUUGUCGUUUAUAUUUUCAGUAUCACUCUCUUGCUUACCAGUUGUUGAGGUAGAACGACUUUCAUGUUGAGAUUGGAGAAUCUUGAGAAAGACUUUGGCAGUUUCGAAAAGACUCAGAAGAAUGGAUCAAUAGCGAGUUCUCGAGUUCCUUUACAGGAGCAAGAAAAAGCAAAGGAUAUUUCUUUGAAAGAACAAGGAAAUAACUUUUUCCGCAGUGGAAGAUAUCAUCAUGCUACUGAGGCAUAUACCCAAGCUCUAGAAUUAGCGGAUCCAAACGAUUAUGUAUCAAGAACGAUUCUCUUGAGUAACCGGUCACAAUGUCUAUUAGCGUUGCAAAAGUAUAAUCUUGCCGUUGAAGAUUGCACUAAAGCUUUGGAGUAUAUGCCUACGCAUUCCAAGUCUUAUUUUCGCAGAGGUCAAGCUUUGGAAUUGUUAGGUCAUUAUGAGGCAGCUUUGAAUGACUACCAGGUUGCUGCAAAACUCGAGCCUAAAGCUCUAGAAGUGACUGCUUGCGUUGAUAGAUUAAAGACUUAUCAGUCAUUGUCAGUUAGGAAAGAAGAAAGAGUUCGGAAGGAGCAAGAGAGACGUAUUCGAGAAAAGGAACGUCGUCGUAUGAAAAAAGAAAAAGAAAGUAUGAGAAAGAAAGGUUUUGAAGAAUUCCACAGUCCUGAUGUUGGUUCCUGCUGCGAUUUAAAUAAUGAUAUGGCAAUAAGGAACCUUGUUGAAAAGAGUUCUUCCGUAGCAAGGGAUGCAGAAGACAGCGUUUGUGAUAUAUUAAUGAGAGAAAGCCAGACGAACAGUGACGGCCUUGGUUCACUUAAUUGCAAUACUGCCAGAGAUUUAUGCAAAGAAUCAUAUAACUGGGGAAUAGCAUAUAAUGAAUUUGUCCCUGCUCAUACUUCGACAAGUUCUAGUUGGUCCUCUGUUUUAUCGGUUUCUGGAGCUGAAGAUGAAAACCGUAGAUACUCUUCUUUGACAUAUUCUAGUGGAGAGAAUGUGAGUAGUUCGCAGCGAACACUGAAUUCUUCCUCAAAAGUAGGCACGAUGGGUAGUGCAUCCGAUGAAAGAGCAGAGUAUAUAACUUACCCGGUCCGUUUGAAUAGUCCUGAUUGCAUGUACUAUUUAAAGACGGGCAAGUGCAACUACGGAUCUCGCUGCAAAUUUAAUCACCCUCCUCGUGACGAACGUCUUAUCAAAGCUUUAAGCCGACGAGAUUGUUUUGAUUUCUUACAGUUUGGAAGAUGCCCUUACGGCAAAAGCUGCAAAUACAAUCAUCCAUCAAAAGCAGAGCUUAAUGAACUUGGUUUUCAGAAAGACGAAAGUAUAUAUUACAACUCAAAGUCAGAAGUUAUUGAAAACAAUUCGCAGCAAUUGAACACACGAUGUCAAGAUGCUGUCGACUUGGAGAAACUACAAAAAAACUCUAGAUUAGAAUUGGGCCUAUAUUACUUAAAUGAAGGUCGAAAUGACACGUCUGGAAAAGAUUUUUCCUCAACCAAAAGUUAUUCUGGUGUAGACCAGUCGUCGCUGUUUAACAGCUUUCAGAGCAUCUCGACCAGAGUGCGUCAAUUGGAUAUGCAGCAGUCCCCAUAUUCUUAUGAAAACACGGACCCGUUAAGACAUUCUGAUUUGAAAAACUCUUCUUCAACAUUUCCAACAGACAUAUCGCUUGACAACUCUUCAAAGUCAAUCAGCCUUUUUAGGGGUUACGAAACAACGGAUUUAUUAGAUAUCGAUGUUCAAUCUUCUUUAGCUGACUUGAAUCAGGAAGUCGAUGCAUUGUCUUUGGAGAAUUCGGAAAGUUCGUUGAGUCUGUCGCACCCGAAUGGUGCUAAGAGUCUCUCUCCGCAGUCUGUAACUCCUGUGAAAAAGAACAACUGGAGUCCAUCCGUUGAGUUGGCAAGUCCUCGUUUUAGUCUUGAAAAUAGUUCACCUCUUUUAGGAGGAUUUCCAAGUGUUUGGCGUUUAGAACCGUCUGAGCAUGUUCCUUGUGACAGAAAGAAUGAAAGCCUUCGACAAUUUUCGUCUUCUUCGUUAUCAUCAUUCGAGACUGGCACAAAUGAUAGCACUUCUGGGUUAUCAUCUUUCUCAAAUUUAGCCUCAUUUUCAUAUUUACAAGGAUCCAGUCAAGAUUCUGCCCUUUUUCAACGCCGUUCUCCAUUGGAGAGAGCAAGUUUGGGUUCUAAUAAUGGCAGUGUUGGUGAAGUCUCGUCGUCUUUUAGUAACACGUUCUGGACUAGUCCCGUUUCCAGAUUCUGGGACAAUAAGCAAUGAACCUAACUGUGUUGGCUAUCUUUGUGUUUUUUCUGAUAUCUCUUGUUAUAUCUCUUUUUAGUUAAUAUGUGUUCUUUCUUGGUAGACAAGAUUAGGUUUAGGAUAACCUUCUGUGUCGUAUUAUUCUCUCUAGACUUAUUAAUAGGUGUUCGUUUGUGUUUAUAGUAUGCAUGGUUGAGUUUUGUGUCUUUGGGAUUCGAUAUAAAAGUGUUUUUGUUUUCCUUUGCAAAGAAAAAAAUGGAAAGCCAA
Galdieria sulphuraria is the source of this 2835-nucleotide messenger RNA. RefSeq names its product tetratricopeptide repeat (TPR)-containing protein. The transcript is spliced from 3 exons. Gene Ontology annotation, molecular function: protein binding; metal ion binding. Bases 376 to 2586 code for a protein of 736 amino acids. The record is from RefSeq and is a predicted model, not a curated record. Lineage: Eukaryota; Rhodophyta; Bangiophyceae; Galdieriales; Galdieriaceae.